This is a messenger RNA of Dovyalis caffra, 741 nucleotides long. The record is from the annotation of a GenBank genome assembly. Lineage: Eukaryota; Viridiplantae; Streptophyta; Magnoliopsida; Malpighiales; Salicaceae.
AUGACCAUGGUGGUUCAAGUUUCCCACACAUGGGAAAUCAUCGAUUUCUACGGAAAUGCGAAUUGUGCAGGCUUCUUGCAAGUACCAAUCUUCGUAUUAGGAGUGGCUCUUUUGGUUAUAUCUGUCCUAGGAUUGAUGGCUCUGUUUUGUCGAGCAACGCCCCUUCAGCGAGUGUAUUUGUGGGCGAUGUUUUUGCUUGUAAUUGUUCUAUUAGGGUUUACAAUAUUCUCCUCGCUCGUAACUGAUAAGGGUCCCAAGGAAACAGAUUCAGGUAGAGAUCAGAGUAAGCUUCAGGAUUUUUCAGGUUGGUUGCAAAGUCAUCUGGUGAAUGAAAAAAAAUGGGUCAGCAUCAAGAAUUGUUUAAUCGAGGCCAGAGUCUGUCAGGACUAUGCCGAGAAAUUGUCUGCAUUACCUGCCCAUGUCUUGUUGGAAAUGCUGGUUCCUCUUGAGUCAGGCUGCUGCAUGCCACCAAGUAAUUGUGGAUACAAGUUCAGGAAUUCGACGUUUUGGGAUGCUCCAAAAUCAGGCUUGGGUUCGAAAGGUGAUGAAUGCCAUUCAUGGAAGAAUGGGCAGGGCACUCUGUGCUACGAUUGUGGAACGUGCAAGGCUGGAUAUCUCCAUCAAGUUAGGGAUGAUUGGAAAAUUUUGAACAUUUUCAACAUCUGCUUCGUCAUCUACCUCAUCAGCAUCCUUGCCUUUGGAUUUUUUUACUGGCCAAGCGCAGAAACCAACCUAUUAUGA